GACGUGUUUUUAUUAGGCUAUUGUUAUUCAUUGUGUGAGUGAAAAAUUGUGCGCGCAUGCGCGUGAACGUGGCUCACCGUGUUUUACAUGGGUCGAGGAAGCGUACAUGUACAAUGUACAUGUACAUGUACAUGCACACCGUCACUACACGGACAAUUGCCAAGUCAAUAGACACUCGAAUAAGCACACAUGCAUUUAUUUGGAUCCAAAAAUCUGAGAUUCGGUACUUAUGAAAUUGAUGGUGAGCAAACUGUCGUGAACAUUUUCAAUACUGCACAUCGGAACACCAGACAUUUUUUGUGGUAAAUUUGACGACACGAAGAGGUCGCACGAAGCGAGCCAUGCCAACAGCACGGACCGGGGCUGGGCGAGCAUUUGCCCCGUGGAAUCCAGCUGGGUUUGUCACACUUCUCUGGUUUCACCUUGGACUUUUGUUGCAGGAAUCGGUGUUAGUGAUUGCGCAGUCGCAAUGCUCUUCCGGCAUGUGUGAGCGCCCUCCAUCGACAUUAAGCACCCAAUCAACGUCCCCAGACACGUGUUACGAUUCCGGCCGAGCAGUCCUUUUACUCUGCAAUCCAGGAUUUCGACUGAGUGGCGAUAAUUACACAGCAAAGUGUAGUGAUGGAGUCUGGACACCAGACAGCGGUUGUAGAAUAGAUCUAUUUACCGUUUUCGUAGCCGCCAGUGCGUCGAUGGUAGCGAUUUUGAUCUUUUUCCUCUGCUUCCUGUGUUUUUAUAACUGGAGGUGCACUCCGAGAAAGCGCAAGCAGCACAACGUGUCAAAGGUCAAGAAAGAAAAGAAGAAACGCGCACGCGCUAAGGCUGAUCCUGAGGCCGCAAACGGCCGGCGGGGAGAACCAAAUGGGCACGUCGAAGAUCCUGAUCAAUUCGAAGACGAUUUCACUGAUGACGAGGAGGAAGGGGUGGUACCCAAUCGGGACACGCGAUACGAUGACAAUAUCUACCAGAAUCAAGGGUUCUAACUGAAUCAUAAUAAUUUGUGUUUAUGGUCAGGCUGUUUUGCUAAAACCUGACCAAUCCAAUUUGUGUCUGUCUAAUGCCCGCUUUAACUUAAAAUACAUAUAUAUAUAAUUGGUGGACAACCGCGUUAGUCAGACAAAAAACACAUUGAAAAGUAAGUUUGCACUUAAUAAAAUGGCUUACCAGAAUAAAAGUUAAGCUUUCGUAGCUAAAACUGAUUCAUAAAAAAUGAGCAAAAAGCUUUCGUCAUCAGACUGAUCAGUAUAAUUGUGGCUAUAAAAAGCUCAUCCAAACCUUUAUUGUUGUUAGCCAUUUAAGUACCUUACUUUUCCAAGUGUUAAAAAUGUAUAAAAUUAAUGGCAUUGCAGGGAUGAGAUUGUCAAUUUAAAAAAGUCUGAAAAUUGAAUGAAAGGCCUGAAAGGUAUUUCUUUCUAUACUGAUAAUGUCUUUCUCUCAGAUUCAAAAAGUCUGAAUUCAGACAAAAGUCUGUAGCGUAGAAGCCAUUAAAAAUAUGUUUUAAAAAGCUGAAUCUGCUUUUGUGUAUUAGUGAACUGAGAUUUUGUAAAAGGAGUAAAAAUAGGAAAAGGCAUGGAGUCUCUGUUGCACGUUUUUAAAUGGAAACCAGUUGUUCCUCGCUCCUUCCUUUCUGGAACUUUAAACUUUAAACAGUUGAAACUUUAUGCUUCUUGCAAGGAAUAAUUUACCAGAAGAAAAUAGAGUUGCAUUUACUUUUUAGAUGUAAGUGAUAAUUUUUUACAUAAUUUUCAAUAUAAAACGAUGCACUUCAAGUCGUGUGUUGUUUUUGUCCGUUGUCAAUGUUGAUGGUUGUUAGCUAUCUUUAAGUAUUUCAAACGUGAAUAAAAUAAAAAUGCUUAAAAACAGA
This is a messenger RNA of Patiria miniata (bat star), 1864 nucleotides long. RefSeq lists its product as uncharacterized. NCBI's taxonomy places the organism in Eukaryota, Metazoa, Echinodermata, Asteroidea, Valvatida, Asterinidae. Bases 342 to 983 code for a protein of 213 amino acids. The transcript is spliced from 4 exons. The record is from RefSeq and is a predicted model, not a curated record.